Molecule: messenger RNA, 1122 nt
Organism: Drosophila busckii
Lineage: Eukaryota; Metazoa; Arthropoda; Insecta; Diptera; Drosophilidae
Exons: 3
Coding region: 46-1074 (342 amino acids)
Biological process (GO): regulation of proteolysis; proteasome-mediated ubiquitin-dependent protein catabolic process
Cellular component (GO): nucleus; cytoplasm
Molecular function (GO): ubiquitin protein ligase binding
Source: RefSeq, a predicted model, not a curated record
UGUAAGCCUUAUAAACAACAUUGUACUUUAAAUUUUAUAGUAGACAUGUCGGAAAAUCCAGCCAAGGCAAGUGAUAAAGCAAAUGAGGAUGACAGCGCCGAAGCCGGCUCAUCAAAUAAACAAGAGCCCAAUGCAGAAGAAAACGCCUUGUCACCGCCAGCAGAGAAUGCUCAAACAGAAAAUACGGAGUUGGGCAUGCCUAAGGCAGCAGGGAAUGAUGUGUCACCGCCCGCAGAAGAUUACUUUGGCCCGCCCAUAACUAACGAGCUUGUCGUUACAACGCCACCAAAUACCAAUAACCUAGGCAAAAAUACUGCUCAAGCAUUUAGUGCCAGUGAAACAACAUUGAUUGAGGUUAGUUCGUCUAGUAAAGAACGACGUCUGGAGUAUUUUCGCUCCGGCACCAAUGCGGACUGUGAAGUGCAUGCUGUAAGUGAUGGCGGAGCAGGUUCAGUCUGCUAUAAGAAAUUUCGUUGCCAUCGCAUAUUCUUGGCCACCGCCUCAGAGAAACUGGAAAAGGAUAUUUUUCAAAAUAAACAAUGGAAUGGCAUACUUCUAAUUAAUGGCGUCUCCAAAGAGAGUGUGGAAAUCUUUCUUGAAUAUAUUUACACAUUUGAGGUGUCGCCCAGAUUAGUGGAUCUAAAAAUAAUUGGUGAUAUAUUUGUGCUUGCUUGUGCUUAUAAUAUGCCCGAACUCAUGAGUCAAUUCUCUGAGCAAAUGAAAAGCAAGGACUGGCCAUUGGAUAGUAUCUUUCCGGCCUUUGAUUUGGCAUUUCGGCACAACAUUAUUGACUUGGAGGAGGCUUGCUUAAAGAAAAUAUUGGAGAAUGCUGCAGAUUUAAAAUCGGAAGCCACCAUUAUGAAACUCCAAAUCUAUGCUUUCAACUAUGUUAUACAACAUUGGAAAUCUAUGGAGAUCAUGGCUCAAAGUGAGAUUAUUCAUUUACUCCAAGCAUAUCAGAAGCAUAAUGAUAUACGUUUUAGUAAAGCAGAUGUUUUUCCACAUUUCUCAAAGAUCAUUAAUUACUUUCCAAGCAUACUGCUCGAUGCCGACGGAUUCAUUCAUAAAUACUAAAUUAAUAACAGUCAAAAUUAAGAAUAUAUAAAAAGUGUACAAUGAAAA